Propithecus coquereli (Coquerel's sifaka) is the source of this 853-nucleotide messenger RNA. RefSeq names its product adenosine kinase (gene ADK). The coding region runs from base 1 to 510 and encodes 169 amino acids. The record is from RefSeq and is a predicted model, not a curated record. Gene Ontology annotation, biological process: purine ribonucleoside salvage. Gene Ontology annotation, cellular component: cytosol; nucleus. Lineage: Eukaryota; Metazoa; Chordata; Mammalia; Primates; Indriidae. The transcript has 6 exons. Gene Ontology annotation, molecular function: adenosine kinase activity.
AUGGAACAUAUUACCAAAGUCUCAAAUAAUGAUUUUUUUUUUUCUACUUGCUUUUUCUUUGGUUGUUUUAGGUCCCUUGUAGCUAAUCUUGCUGCUGCCAAUUGUUAUAAAAAGGAAAAACAUCUUGAUCUGGAGAAAAACUGGAUGUUGGUAGAAAAAGCAAGAGUUUGUUAUAUAGCUGGCUUUUUUCUUACCGUUUCCCCAGAGUCAAUAUUAAAAGUGGCUCGCUAUGCUUCUGAAAACAACAGGAUUUUCACUUUGAAUCUGUCUGCACCAUUUAUUAGCCAAUUCUACAAGGAACCAUUGAUGAAAGUUAUGCCUUAUGUUGACAUACUUUUUGGAAAUGAGACGGAAGCUGCCACUUUUGCUAGAGAGCAAGGCUUUGAGAUAGUGAAGUCACUGCUUUCCCUGUCUUGGAUCAAGACCAGAAAGAAAUCAUUGACACCAAUGGAGCUGGAGAUGCAUUUGUUGGAGGUUUUCUGUCUCAACUGGUCUCUGAAAAGCCUCUGACCGAAUGCAUCCGUGCUGGCCACUAUGCAGCAAGUGUCAUAAUUAGACGGACUGGCUGCACCUUUCCUGAGAAACCAGACUUCCACUGAUGGAACAGCAGAAGACCCAAGCCCAGGAGACAGACACAGCCCCCUGAUUGCUUCCUCAGAAUUCCCAUAUUAAUAAAGAAGAAAAUUAUCUGCCAACUUUUCCUACUACAAUAAUGUUCAAUCUUAAUCUAGAGGGUACAGUAAUGCUCUUGGAAUCUUUAUUAUCUCAACAACCUAAACAUGAUGUUUAUUUCCAUAGUUUGAUAUUGCCACUUAAAUGUCCAUUAAACAAGAAUAUAACAUUUCAAUAGAAA